AUGCCUCGCCAGUCCCGUGGUUCCGCUCCCGCCCGUCGCUCGGCCCCCGCUCCGGCGCCUUCCAGGCCCGCUGUUGCGCCUCCGCAGCCGCCGCACCAGCAGGCCCGUCCUGCCUCCACCGCCGCUCACCCCCCGGCCCCUCAGCAGGGCCAGCCUCCGAUGCAGGCUCCUCAGUCGCAGGGCCCCGGCCUUUUCGGGCAGAUGGCUAGCACCGCCGCCGGUGUCGCCGUCGGUUCCUCCAUCGGCCAUGCCAUCGGUGGCAUGUUCGGCGGCGGCUCCUCCGCCCCGGCGGAGGCUCCUCAGCAGCAGACCGCCGUUGCCGAUAGCUACAGCCAGCAGCAGAAUCAGAGCUCUGGCGCAUGCGCUCAGGACAUCGGAAACUUCCGGAGGUGCAUGGACGAGAACCAGGGCUCCCUGACCAUCUGCGGCUGGUACCUCGACCAGCUGAAGGCCUGCCAGCAGGCCGCUAGCCAGUACUAA
This is a messenger RNA of Diplodia corticola, 480 nucleotides long. Its product is annotated as chch domain protein. Gene Ontology annotation, biological process: mitochondrion organization. Bases 1 to 480 code for a protein of 159 amino acids. NCBI's taxonomy places the organism in Eukaryota, Fungi, Ascomycota, Dothideomycetes, Botryosphaeriales, Botryosphaeriaceae. The record is from RefSeq and is a predicted model, not a curated record. Gene Ontology annotation, cellular component: mitochondrion; nucleus. The transcript has 2 exons.